This is a messenger RNA of Odobenus rosmarus divergens (Pacific walrus), 792 nucleotides long. It is a transcript of the gene CATSPERQ, whose product is annotated as transmembrane protein 249. The transcript is spliced from 7 exons. The record is from RefSeq and is a predicted model, not a curated record. NCBI's taxonomy places the organism in Eukaryota, Metazoa, Chordata, Mammalia, Carnivora, Odobenidae. Bases 1 to 792 code for a protein of 263 amino acids.
AUGCGGGGGGCCUCUGGUGGCGGCUCCUUCCUGGACCGCAGCCCUGGAGGCUUUCUUCCCCCAGGUAUCAGUGCGACGGCCCCCAAGGGCCGCAUUAGCGGCCUGCCCACGACCUCCGGCGGCAAGCGCUUCCAGCUCUGGGCCCUAGGACUCUUCUGCACCGAGCGCCACCUGGCCAAGCGCCUUAAGAACAACAGCUUCUACCCGUUCACACAACAGCAGCCCAAUGUCUUCGUGCUCGAGUACUACCUGGACACACUGUGGAAGGGGGCGCUGCUCUUCGUCGUCUGCCUCUUCCUCGUCAGCUUCGGCCUUGGGAGCCAGGUGCUGAAGCAGGAGACGUGGGGCUUCCCCGCGUGCGGCGUGGGCGUUGGCCUGUGGCUCAUGAUUUCGUCUUUGCCGCGGCGCCGCCUGGUGCUGAACCACAUGCGUGGCACAUACCACUUCUCUAUCCAGGGCCGCACCGUGUGUCAGGGCCCUAUGCACCUGGUCUACGUGCGCCUGGCGCUCAGCUCUGACGCCUAUGGAAGGUGCUUCUUCCAGUUGGUUCUAUGCGGCCACAAGCUAGAGCCGCUGGUGCUGGUGCAGCUGUCGGAACGCUACGAGCAGACGGAAUACCUGGGCCGUCACAUUGCCCGGAAGCUCAACAUUAACUACUUUGACUACCUGGCCACGUCGUACCGGCACGUAGUCCGCCACUGGCCACUGGGGGCCACCUUCAGCCCGGGCAUCGUGCAGCGCAAGACGGGCACUUAUGACAAGCGGAUCUCCCAGUCGGACCUGGACGUGUGA